AAAAAACCCCAACUUAACACUCUUCCUCCGUCUGAACCCUCUUCCGCUGAACGAGAGGAUAGCUGGACCCCUCUUCCUCGCAACCCUUUGUCCUCGUCCAUGUUGCUACCUCUGAACAGCGAGCACAAGCGUCUCAGUUCCACUACCACGGUUUCUCCCCCUAUCUGCGAUCAAGGCAAGCACCCCAUGGGCCCCCCACACUCGCCUCUGCACGGUCAGACCCUGCUGCACCCUGUCGUCAGUCUACACACCCCACAUCAACAGCAGCAGCAACGUCAGCCUCGGUCUCAGAAACGCCAGGAAAACCACCAGCAACAACAGCAGCGACCAGACUCGCCUACCAGCUUCGAAGACUCCUUCUCAGAAAGUGGCGCCGAUACCGUCUCGGUCGAUUCCACUGACUCUGCUGACUCUGCUGACUCUACAGAAAAUGGCGUCAAUACAGCCCAUGCCUUCGAGCAUGGGCAUGAUUAUAUCUCUGCUGGGAAUAGUGCCGAUGUACUCUCAAGCAGCUUGGUUCGGAAUCCUGUCUCUAUCCUCACCCUUCAGGAUUGCAACAGCAACAACAUGCGUAAUUAUCUUGCGCCCAGUCUGAUGAUAGCCACGCCCCCUCUGUCCCCAACCAGACAGCAGUUUGUUAAGGAGCCAGUCGAAGUCCAAGUUCCUGGCACCGAAAAAGUUCGACCAGAGGAGUGGAGUAAAACCCCUCCAGCCCGAGCACGAGCAGGAUCAGCACCACCACCAGCAACAAGAGCAGCUCGAUCAUCGAGAGUUGCUCCUGCAGUAACGCCUGUAAUACUGAUGGCGCCCAGGAUAUCUUCCCUUGCAUCUCACCUGCCAGCGCAACCUGCUUCGGCCUGGACCGCACUCCUACCAGGGGUUGCACCCAUCCGAGUGAACCCGAGGCCGAUCGUCAGACCGCCAAUGCGAUCGUCUACACCAAAUAUUUCCACUGAGCAACGGCUGCAUCAACAGGUGCCAAUUGUAUUACCUCCUGAGCGUGAAGCGAGCCUAACAAUGGAGAUGUACAGGCUAUUCGAGAAUCUACUGCCGACUGAAGAGAGCCAUCAGCGCAGGACAAUGUUGAUCAGCAAGAUUGAGGGCAUCAUCCACACUGAAUGGCCUGGGCAGGAUAUCAAAGUGCUACCAUUUGGAUCGACUGUGAAUGACCUCGGUACCAAUACAAGCGAUGUGGAUAUCUGCAUUUUGACAUCCUGGUUAGGCCUACAGGGUGUGGAAAUGUUGGCGGAGGUGUUCCGAAAGCAUGGCAUGGAAAAUGUGUUUUGCGUCCCCGGGGCAAAGGUCCCCAUCGUCAAACUGUGGGAUCCUCAGUUGCAACUCUCUUGCGACAUGAACAUUAAUACGCAGCUGGGGAUUAUGAAUUCGAGGAUGGUCAGGACAUAUGUGGCGAUCGACCCUCGCGUCCGGCCUUUUGCGAUGAUCAUUAAGCACUGGGCGCGAAAGAGAGUGCUGAACGAUGCCGCGAACGGAGGCACGAUAUCGACAUAUACAUGGAUUUGCAUGGUCAUCAAUUUCUUACAGAUGCGAUCGCCACCAAUUCUGCCCUCCCUCCAUGACAUGCCUCACGAGCUAUCGCCGGAUAAUCAGAUCAUCAACGGCAAUAACACAUCGUUCUUUAGCGACCUGUCGCAGCUAGAGGGAUUUGGGGAUGCUAACAAAGAGUCGCUAGGAGGGCUGCUUUAUGCCUUUUUCCGAAAGUUUGCGAUCGAGUUUGACUACGACCAUCACGUCGUCUCGGUCCGACAUGGAUGCUACUUGACUAAGGAGUCGAAGGGCUGGCAUAUCCCUGGAAAGCAUUAUCGACUGUUUUGUAUCGAGGAGCCAUUUGACACCACGCGAAACCUUGGAAACUCGUGCGAUAUGGCUAGCAGCAAGGGUCUGAAGCAGGAAUUUCGACGGGCGUUGGAUAUUCUUAAUCACAAUAGCAGUUUGGAUCAAGUGUGCGAGCAAUGGGUGUUCCCCCCUUGCUACUAUCACAACAACAAUAACAGUGUCUACAACCGAAGUGGCGGCGUCGGCAAUUUUUCUGCCAACAACCAUUCCACAUUAGGAAGACGCUAUGUUAAUGGAUACAGGUCCCAUCAUCACAGUUUCCAUGGACGAAAUGAGGGGAGCGCGGACGCUGAUGACACUGUCAGGCAUACGGAAUCAUGGCGCCCUCGAGGAAACAACUCUUCAUACGCAUCCAAUAAUCGAUAUGAUCGUGCCGGGCACGAAAAGCGGGCACGGUCAAAUUCUGUGUCCCCUCCAAGUAAGGACCUGCCGUCCUUGACCUCGACUCGAAUAAGCAACACAAGAAAGGAUGCAACUACCUGUAGUGAGGUCGGAGUCACGAGCUCAACAUUAGAAGAGGCUGCUGCUAUCAAUUUUCCUAGGAACGACUCCGGGAAGGCUUUGGCUGAAGGCAAUGCUGUCGGCGUUGAAGGUCCUGCACAGAACCGGCCACGGAAAUCCAGCAUACGCACGCGCGAUGACACCGCAGGAUCGUCUAUGACUGUUGGAAAGCAAGGCGAGCGGAAUGGAACAUCCAGGCCCCCAUCAUCGCCACCGGCUUCACCUCCUCGACACAAAUCAACAGGCAAGAGUCAUGGUGGCGAAGGACCGAAGGGCCAUGGCGGUCAGAAAAAUGGACGGGCCAACGGCAACAACCGCGAUGGAGGCCAUGGGGGAAAAGUACCCAGAGCAGCAGUGGAGCUAUGCUUAGCGGAUAUUGCCAGGAUUGUCAACAAGCCCGAAUCCACCCAGACAGGCCCCAUAGGGACAGCUGGGGAUAGUACUGAGUGCAGGAAGAAGAAGGGUGGCAAGAAGAGCGUAUUGUGGUCGACUAACUCAAACCGAGGUGAGUUGCGUGGGAACCACCAAGGAUUGAAGCAGCAGGACUCGGCAGAGCAAGCGAAGGCGCGAUCAAUUGUUGUUCCUGCAGAGCUUGGCGAGGCUGGUCCUGGGAUCGAUGCUAUGUAAUCAUCUAGGAACAAAUCCCGAACGUUUAGCAAGACGCGCACCCCCCUCUUGACGAGGCGAUGCCGUCUCUAUUAUUUUUUCGGGCGAUCGAAUUUUCAACAUGGUUCAG
Molecule: messenger RNA, 3091 nt
Organism: Gamsiella multidivaricata
Lineage: Eukaryota; Fungi; Mortierellomycota; Mortierellomycetes; Mortierellales; Mortierellaceae
Exons: 6
Coding region: 100-2982 (960 amino acids)
Biological process (GO): RNA 3'-end processing
Molecular function (GO): nucleotidyltransferase activity
Source: RefSeq, a predicted model, not a curated record